This is a messenger RNA of Paramecium sonneborni, 456 nucleotides long. The record is from the annotation of a GenBank genome assembly. Lineage: Eukaryota; Ciliophora; Oligohymenophorea; Peniculida; Parameciidae.
AUGUUCAGCAGUCACAUUUUUUUUUUAUGUUUUAUUUUUUUUUUAGAGGAGAAAAAAUAAUAUUUAUUUGUAAAACUAAAUUUUGGGUUUGCUCAAAAGUAUUUGCACAGAAGUCUUAUGAUGCUUGAUUUUUUUAAAAUAGUGCAGGGUUUGCAGAAUAUAAGUAAGAUGAUGAGGUAUUUUUUAGUAUUUGGCUUUUACUAAAUGCACGAGAUAAGUACCUACUUACAAUUGUAAGGAACAUUAUAAAAAAAGCUGAAUUAAUAGACACCUUCCGCAAUUAGUUUCUGGUUAGGGUUUGCUAACUGAAAGGUUUGACUCAGAAGAUUAUUUUCUAACAUGAUGUUGGUUUUUUAAUUUGAAUAAAAAUUAAUGAAUAUGAAUAUAUUUAGAAAGAGUUUUGGUUUGGAAAAAUUACAGUUUAUAAGAUUGGCGAGUAGCAAAAAAAAAAAGGGG